Westerdykella ornata is the source of this 1484-nucleotide messenger RNA. RefSeq lists its product as uncharacterized. The record is from RefSeq and is a predicted model, not a curated record. Bases 160 to 1398 code for a protein of 412 amino acids. Lineage: Eukaryota; Fungi; Ascomycota; Dothideomycetes; Pleosporales; Sporormiaceae. The transcript is spliced from 4 exons.
UCGACACGCUGCUGUGAAGCGUUAGAAUAUCCCGGUAUACUACAGCGAGCGACAAGAGUGGAAGAGUUCCUCCGAGAGCAUUCACUGAAUGUGUAUCUCCACUGACAUCAGCUCAGCUGAUCUCCCGUCUAUACUGCGAAGGCACGCUUGCGAGAAGUUAUGGAUCAUCAAGGUCUAGUUGACGCUGGACUGCGUGGUCUGCGUAAACGUACAGGCGGCCUCUCGGUCGAGAUUUCGCCUCCGCCCCUGAAACGCCAGCGAUCGCUCGCCGUGCCCGGCUCGGAGCAAGGGUUCUUGAACGGCGGGAGUCCCCAGGCUCUUCUCAGAAACUCCACCUUACGGGUACCAACCGAUUCUGCUGACAAUAGUAGAAGGCUGUCUGGGCAAGGCGAAACCUCCCGUCACUCAAUCGGAGAGUCAUCACCGUGCAUCGGUACUGGCAACUGUCAAGAAGCGCGACGGCCGUCUACCGCUAGUACGGCUAGUCGGUCAGGUAAACAAAGGUGCAAUCAAUGUGGACAGCCGUCAGCCCCAAGAUAUGAUCCUUUCGUGAAAUGCUCCUCGUGCGAAACCCGGUUCCAUGAUCGAUGCCGGAAGCCAUCUCUGAAAGAGAAUGAGGAUUGCGCACAGUGGAGAUGUUUUCGAUGCAUUGCGAAGAACCGAACCAGCAUCGCAUCCCACCCUGCGAAUCACCCUCAUCUAGCAUUACAAAACCCUCUUCAGGAAGCUGGAAGGGACGUGCAAGUGGGCGAAGAGCGACACUCUGCCGAACAGACAGUGGCAAACGCACCGCGGGACGUCCUUUCUGGAGCGAUCUUUUCUACGCAAAGGGGUCAGCUAUCGCUUGACAGCGUCACUUCAAGUGAGGAAAAGGCUGCAAUGCGACGGUCAUCAAUAAUGAAUAUGCCCUUGCCUAAUCUUGCUAACCAUGGUAGAGUUCAAGCUGUAACAAACGGCCUUGAUUCAGAACCAGUGGAUAUCCAGUCAGCAAUACGCACCAACCGAUCUCAGUUCAGAGAUUCAGAAUACGUCUCUGAAUCAAAAUUAUGGGUUGAAGACGAUGGUCUCUUCAUGCCAUUUCAGCCUAUGCGGCAAACUACGAUAACAGUUGAUGCAGACAUGCGGCUAGAGACAGAAUUUCACGCUGCCUUUCCAGACCUGUCCGGUCUAUCAAUCCACAAUAUGUCGCAAGAGGAAAAAGAUCUGAAGAUUAUGGAGAUUAGGAACCGACCGUCCAGAAAAGCAACAUUUGGGAAAACGGUACUCUCGCCGACUGGGAGUUCUACACUAUCGGUUCAGAGCAAGCUGCGACGGUCGCCGAAACCCACUGUUGCGGACUCGAAGCAAUCGAUGUGGAUUGCAUCUAGGGUGGAAAUACAAAGUCGACCCAACUCAUGAUUUGCUCGCUCCGUUAUAGUCCGCAAUUCAUGCGCUCCGGCUCUCGGAAACGUUCGGAACGCACCCGAAGGUGGUAAAUGGCACUU